UGAAUUAAUAUUUAAAUGUGAUAUUUGACCCCUCUUAAGGCCAGCCAAGCAUAAAAAGCCCUGGAAUAGUCUAUUUUCUUCCAUUCAUCUUUAAUUUUCUGUCUUGUCCUCCCUUUACUUUCCCUUUCCUGUCUUCCUAGUGGAAAAUAAUGGAGUACAAACAUGAAACUUUGACUCUCUCAUCCAUCUUGCUUCUGAUGCUGGUUGGUUUCGCAAGGUCUGAUAUCAAUCAAGACAAAACAGAAUGUGCUAAUCAGCUAGUUGGGCUUGCUCCAUGUCUCCCAUAUGUUGGCGGACAGGCAAAAACCCCCACCAUAGAUUGUUGCAGUGGGCUCAAACAGGUGCUGGAUAAGAGCAGGAAAUGCCUCUGUGUCUUGAUUAAAGAUAAAGAUGACCCCAGCCUUGGCCUCAAUAUCAACGGUACUCUUGCAGCAACUCUUCCCAGCACAUGUCGUGCCCCUGUUAACAUGACAGAUUGCAUCUCCCUUCUGCACUUGGCACCCAACUCCCAGGAAGCAAAGUUAUUUGAAGGAUAUCAAAAGCUGACAGAGGGGCAGGCCAGUAUCCCAUCUGCCAGUGGGAAUUCCACUAGCAGUGCUGCAGACGAGAGUGAUGGAGGAAUGGGAAAGAAGUGGGUGGGAAUUGAGAUGGCUUUCGGAGUUUCACUAUGGGUUUUCACUAUAUACCAAAACUUUGGUGGUGUGUGAUAAUGGAAUUUACAGACAAGUAAUUAAUGUAUCCAUAUUUUAUAAACAGUGGUCAUGAUCAAGUUAUGUAUUUUAUAGUC
Durio zibethinus is the source of this 787-nucleotide messenger RNA. RefSeq names its product non-specific lipid transfer protein GPI-anchored 6-like. Gene Ontology annotation, molecular function: lipid binding. The record is from RefSeq and is a predicted model, not a curated record. Lineage: Eukaryota; Viridiplantae; Streptophyta; Magnoliopsida; Malvales; Malvaceae. Gene Ontology annotation, biological process: lipid transport.